Messenger RNA from Pararge aegeria (speckled wood butterfly), 4559 nucleotides. It is a transcript of the gene Dap160, whose product is annotated as intersectin-2. Gene Ontology annotation, cellular component: plasma membrane; presynaptic membrane; cytoplasm. NCBI's taxonomy places the organism in Eukaryota, Metazoa, Arthropoda, Insecta, Lepidoptera, Nymphalidae. Gene Ontology annotation, molecular function: calcium ion binding; molecular adaptor activity; protein binding. The record is from RefSeq and is a predicted model, not a curated record. Gene Ontology annotation, biological process: endosomal transport; clathrin-dependent synaptic vesicle endocytosis. The coding region runs from base 116 to 4093 and encodes 1325 amino acids. The transcript has 31 exons.
GAAUUAGACAUUUCAAUGGAUCAAUAAUAUUCGAGUUUUCAGUUGAAUUUUAUCAUUAAAUUGUGUAUUAGAGGGGCGUUGGUAUCUCAAAUUGAUCAAGGAAUAGUUCAAAACCAUGGCAGACCCCUGGGUGAUACAGCCCCAUGAACACGCCAAGUUUGCUGAGCACUUUCGCAACUUGGGCCCCAUCAAUGGAACCCUGACUGGGGAGCAAGCCAAGAGGUUUAUGCUGCAGUCCCAACUACCCCCGCCAGUGCUGGGUCAGAUCUGGUCCCUUGCGGACACCAACGCAGAUGGGAAACUUGACCUGAAGGAGUUCUCCAUUGCUUGCAAGAUAAUAAACCUUAAGCUCCAUGGAAUUGAAGUGCCGAAGACUUUGCCGCCAUCUCUACUCGCAUCGUUGAGUCCAACAGGUGCUAAACAACAAUUCCCACCUCCGAAACCUCCGAUACCACCAAUGCCUAACCUAAAUCAACCGCUCAUAUCUAAUCUACCCCAAAUGCCCCCCCAAAUACCACCCCAACCCACCCAGAACCUACUGGGAGAUUUUAAUUCACCCUCUAUACCAGCAAAACCUCCAGUACCCGAUCUAAUAUCAGGAGUUAAACCCCCUGUACCUACCCAACCUAUAUUACCGAACAAUCAAUUGAUCAACCAAUCGAUGCCUCAACCGAUAGCUUCUCAACCGUUGAUCAAUCAGAUCAACCAACCACUGGUGUCAACCCAACCGUUAAAUUCCUCACUAAUCGGUCAACCGAUGAACACAACACAAAACUUAAACAACACAUCGCUAAUGUCAAGUCAACCGUUGAUUAAUACGUCAACUUUGAUAAACACGUCAGCUCAGCCGACGAAUCAAUUGAUCAACACCUCCCAACCUACUAAUCAGUUGAUCAACACAUCCCAACCAACAAAUCAGUUCGUCAACUCGACUCCACCGAAUCAAAUGAUCAACUCAACGCAAUCGAAUCAGUUGAUCAACUCAUCCCCACCGAGUCAAAUGGCCAACUCAGCGCCUUUAAUACCUAGCUCCCCUCCACAAGUACCUCCCAUGCCAUCUGGUGUGACUGCUAGCUCAGUGGUUAGUCCAACCAAGCCCGGGGUGACGAGUGUCGCAGGUUCGAUUCCCGGACAACCAGUAACAUCGACUCCGAUUACUGCGGUCAAGAGUGACUCGUUUUCAAAACCGGGGUCGUUGGUCACAAGUCCCACUGAAGUGCCAAUGGGGGUGGUAAGCCCCCCCCCAGCCGUCGAAUGGGGAAUUCCCCAGCCGCAAAAACUCAAGUACACCCAACUCUUCAACGCUACAGACCGCGCCAAGACAGGAUCAGUGUCCGGUGCCCAAGCACGCUCGAUCAUGCUGCAGUCACGACUUCCUCAGCAGACCCUGGCACAAAUAUGGGCGCUGGCUGACCUGGACUCAGAUGGGAAACUUGGCUGUGAGGAAUUCGUGCUGGCCAUGUACCUAUGCGAGAGGGCCACCCAAGGAGAGAAUCCUCCCGCCAAACUGCCCGUUGAGCUGAUACCACCCACCUUUAGACGCGACUCUAUAUCCAGCAUCGGUAGCAACAAGUCGUACGAGGAGAGAAGGAGAGAGAACCUCGCGCGGGGACAGGCGGAGUUAGAGAGACGCCGCUCUCAACUGGCUGACGCGCAAAUGAAGGAGAAGGAAGAAGAGGCGGAGAGAGAGCGUAAAGAAAGAGAAGAAGCGGAGAAGAAGGAGAAGCUACGUCUCGAAGCGCAGAAGAAGGAACAAGAAGAACAACUUCGAAAGCAGAAAGAAGAACAGGAAAAACGUGAAGCUGCCAGAAAAGAGAUGGAGAGGCAGUGCCAACUCGAGUGGGAGAAGAAAAGGACUAGGGAGCUUGAAGCCCUGCGCACCGAAGAGCAGACCAAGGUGCUGAGCCUGAAGUCCCGCAGCCAAGCCCUAUCCGCGGAACUGAGCUCGGCGACCCUCCGCGCGGGAAACCUCGCCAAGCAGAUCCGGGACACCAGGACUUCGGUGGCCGCCGCCAAGUGUACCAUCGACUCCAUGAGAUCGGAUCGCGAUACGAGCAUGUCGGAAAUGCAGCAGUUGAAAGCCAGGGUAAAGGAACUAAACGCCAAGCAAAUAGCUCUAAACAAAGAAAAAGCCGAGCUCGACGCUAAGGCGAAGGCCUCCGAAGGCGCAGGCGAAGACGGGAAGCUGAGUAUGAUGGAAGUGACCCUCAAACAAUUGAGGGAUAAGGUGGACACCGCCAAGGCUGUGGUGGAAAGCAAGAAGGCAGACCUGGAAGCCAACAAGGCCCAGCUCGCCGAGAUGACCGAGACUGUUACCCAGCUGAGUGAGAAGUGCGAGACAGUUUGGAAACUGUACGAGCAGAGAAGGGACGAGUACACCAAGAACAGGUCCACUGCUCCAGCGGAUUCUGCUUGGCAGGCUGAUGCAGAGUGGGGUACGUCAGAUGAUACUUGGGCGGAACCGCCCGCUACUGAAAAUGCUUGGGGAGACGCGCCUUCCACUAAUGCCGCAGAAGUGGUGUCGACCACCGCAGCGGUGGCCACUUCCACGCCAAAGUGGCGUUGCGUUUACGAGUUCUCAGCGAGGACAGUUGAUGAGCUGAGUCUACAGCCGGGUGAUUUGGUGAGCGAGGCGACCGCACCACGUGGUGACGCGGAACCCGGUUGGAAAUGGGGUACUGCCAGGGGACAAUCUGGGUGGUUCCCGGAGUCAUACGUCGAGGAUAUAAAUGCGAUGCAAGCUUACGCGGAAGUCAUCGAGCCCCUGGAGACAAAAACGCAACUUGAAGGUAUAGCGGAGGUACCUGAGGCGGAGAUAACGAACGAUUUAGGUGGAGCCAUGCCUGCUGUUGAGGGUGGUGAUUUCUACAUAGCCGCGUACCCGUACGUGUCAUCGGAGCCAGGAGACCUGACCUUCGAGGCUGGUGAGAGGAUCGAGGUGAUGAGGCGCGACGGAGACUGGUGGACCGGCCGGAUUGGGAUUCGUACUGGCAUAUUCCCAUCGAACUACGUAACCAAAGACGCCACCACAAGUGGCGAUGUGAUGUCCAGUAUACCCGAGGCCCGCGAACCGCCGGCCGAAACGCAGGACGCAGCGUUUACGCAACCGCAAACGCAAUCGCAACCGCAGCUCGAACCGCAACCCGAAGCUGUACAGGUACAGAUGCAACAAGACAAAUCAAGUGUACUGCACUCCCAGCCAGCGUCAGAGCGCUGCGGUACCUCGCCGCCAUACCACGCGGAACUUGUACAGAAGAUGCAACAAGAGAAAUCAAGUGUGCUGCAGUCCCAGGCAACGGAGCCAUGCCCUACCUCGCCGCCUUACAACACAGAACUCGUACAGAAGAUGCAACAAGACAAAUCGAAUGUACUGCACUCCCAGCCAACAGAGCCCUGCCCCACAACACCGCCAUACCACGCCGAACUCGUACAGAAGAUGCAAGAAAAAUCGAGUGUACUGCACUCCCAGCCAACAGAGCCGUGCCCUACGUCGCCGCCAUACCACGCAGAACUCGUACAGGAGCAAAAGUCCUCGACCCCUAUAUCGUCAGAGGUGGCAGCUAUUACAGAGUCCGCAAGUGCCCCCGGAGGGCCUCGCCCGGCCUCCUCCGCCCGGAGGGACUCGGGAAGGGACUCGGCGACCUCCCGACGCAAACACGAAGUCGCUCAGGCCUUGGCGAACUAUACCGCUACUAGCUCGGAGCAACUCUCCCUGGUGAAAGGACAGCUGCUGAUUGUGCGGAAGAAAGCGGACAGCGGCUGGUGGGAGGGGGAACUACAGGCUAAGGGUCGGAACAGACAGAGCGGGUGGUUCCCCGCGAGCUAUGUCAAGUUAUUACAGUCAUCCGGUCGAACGUCUGGAAGGACUACGCCUGUGAUGUCAAAAAUGGACACUGUACCUACUGAGACUGUCAUCGAUAAGGUGAUAGCUCUUUACCCGUACACGGCGCAGAACGCGGACGAGUUGAGCUUCGAAAAGGACGACAUAAUCGCAGUCACCGAUCGCUCGCAAGACCCCGCGUGGUGGCAAGGCGAGCUUCGUGGAAUGACAGGACUAUUCCCGAGCAACUACGUCACUAAGUUAGUCAACUAAAUAACAUAUUUAGUUCCACUAAACUAAACUCAUUAUCGAAUACAAUAAUAUGAUCGUUCUAAUUCAUAUAGAAUUUGCUCAUAUAGGAUCAAAGUAGAUGUCAUUUAUUGAAGAAAUACUAAAGAAAAAAAAAUGUUUAAAAAAAACAAGUCCGUAGUUUCCUGUAAAAAGGCUUUUAUUUUGACUUUGUUAUUAUGUAUAAAAAAAGUUAAAUCUGCUGUUAAUUUUUUGUUAAAUUAAAGAUCCCUCGAGACUGUCAAACUUUUAUGGCUACAAACGAGAUAAUUAUGUCGACCAUUUUCUAGUUUCAAUGAGAUAAGACAAGAUGUAACACCUCAAAUUCCAUGUCCUAUUGGAGAACAAGUUUGGUUUUCGCCAAGCCAAAUUGACCGUCUCGGAGACACUUGAGAGAAAUAAAUAAAAGUGAAAUGGUACAUCCAUUACAUUUAAAACUAUUAUAGACACU